AUGAUCGACGCGUUCAUCCCGCAGUGUUCUAGUGAUCGCAAGAUGACCGCCGACAUCAAGGCCUCGACGGACUUGAGCGUGCAAGAAGAAGCGCCCGACGAAGAAGUGCGGCCAUCCAAGAGCGUCAUCACACGGUCCGAAAUCGCAAUCGACUGCGCGGCUCUUUUGGCAGCCGUGUGUCGCACUGCUCACCAUUCGCGAUGUCCUGGAUGCCCACGCACCGCGUCGGCCAUUGGCGCAUCAACGUCGCAACCAGUCGCAUUGCUCAGGACGACGCCGACUCGACGAUCCAGAGCUACCUACUAG
Messenger RNA from Saprolegnia parasitica CBS 223.65, 306 nucleotides. RefSeq lists its product as hypothetical. The coding region runs from base 1 to 306 and encodes 101 amino acids. The transcript has a single exon. Lineage: Eukaryota; Oomycota; Saprolegniomycetes; Saprolegniales; Saprolegniaceae. The record is from RefSeq and is a predicted model, not a curated record.